This is a messenger RNA of Solenopsis invicta (red fire ant), 2540 nucleotides long. RefSeq names its product glutamic acid-rich protein (gene Asph). Gene Ontology annotation, molecular function: peptidyl-aspartic acid 3-dioxygenase activity. The transcript has 9 exons. The record is from RefSeq and is a predicted model, not a curated record. Gene Ontology annotation, biological process: peptidyl-aspartic acid hydroxylation. Gene Ontology annotation, cellular component: endoplasmic reticulum. The coding region runs from base 188 to 2377 and encodes 729 amino acids. Lineage: Eukaryota; Metazoa; Arthropoda; Insecta; Hymenoptera; Formicidae.
GACAAAUGACGAUAGGUGGCACACGCAGCACACUAGUUACUCUAGAGACUAUUUGCGCUUGGCAACGUCGAUAUUACUAUUCGCGAAUCAAAUUUUUAUAGAGUUGUGCGGUGGAUGUUCGACAUUUGAAAAUUUAAAUUCUUUACGACAAUCAGUGAUACUCGAGAAAGAACUUGUUCGUCGCAGAAUGUCCGGCGAUGUGCAACCAAGGAAACGAAAGGAAAAACGACGUAAAAAAGAUGAUGAAGAUACUGGUACCCCACCACCUAUUUUGAUCAGCCCGACUGAUACUUCUGCCGAAAAUGUCACCAUUCACAUUUAUAAAGAGAGCAGCAUAGGUGGACAUUGGUGUGCACGAAUCAUAUUUUUUGUUUUAUUGGCUCUUCUUGCAGGAUUAAUCGGUAUAAUAAUCUUUGAACAUAGAGGAACUACAGAUGUCGAUACACCGCUAGCAUCAUUACGUUGGGCAAGUAUAUUUGAAGGCUGGAUAGACGAUUCACCAUCCAAUCAUGGCGAUGUAUCGUACGAACCGGAAGAAAAAAUGCAACUGAGCGAAGAAACAGAAGAAGAAGAGCAGAAGGAAGAGGAAGAAGAGGAGGAGGAGAAAGAGGAGGAAAAAGAAAUAGAUCAUAACAAAAAAAAAUCGACAAAAGUUGAAAAAGAUGAUGAAAAUAUAGAAAAAGAUAUGAAAGAAAUUGGACAAGAAGGAAAAACAGAAGAGGAGAUUGACGGUGAGGAGGAGGAAGAAGAAGAGGAGGAGGAGGAGGAGGAAGAGGAGGAGGAGGAAGAGGAGGAGGAGGAAGAGGAGGAGGAGGAGGAGGAGGAGGAGGAAGAGGAGGAGGAGGAAGAGGAGGAGGAGGAAGAGGAGGAGGAGGAAAAGGAGGAGGAAGAAAAAGAGGAGGCAGAAGAAACAGAAGAACAGCAAAAAGAAGAAGAACAAGAAGAAAAAGAAAAAGCAGUAAAGGACAAUACAGAGACAAUAGAUGAGAAUCGAAGCAGAAGGGAACAAAAGGAAGACAGAGAUGUUACUGAACAAGUUGAUGAAGAAGGAAAUAAUGAUGAUGACUCGCAACAAGAAUUUCAUGUAUUAGAAGAAGUUGACGAAACAAAUGAAGACGAAGAUGCUGAUGGGGAAAAUAAUAUGAUAAAUCACCUGGAUAGGGAACUUGAUGAAUUUAGCGUAGAAACAACUGACAAUUCUGUACAAGAAAAGAAUAAUGAUGUAUUUAAAGAAUUCCCAGGUAUACCUGGCGUUAAUGAAAUCGACGAUAAUAGUGCUGAACCUCUAGAAGAGAUAGAUAGUGAAGAAACUGAAGAAGAAAGUUUAAAUGAUAUAAAUAGUGAACCCGAGGAAGAAGAAAUUGAAGAAGAACCUACUAGUGUGGCUGUGAAGUUCGGAGUCGGUGUUGCACUUGUUGUUGCUGCGCAUUUUGUUCUCGUUAGACGAUGGAAUAACGUUGAUAUUGGUACUUUUCGUUCUUCACAUGAUAUAACCAACAUACCUGAUUUAUCAAGACGUGAUACAAUAAUUUCACCUCCUCACCUUAAACAAGUAAUUAAGUCAUUUGAGAAAAUUGAACAUAAAGCACCUCUACAAGUACAAGUAAAAAAUUAUGAAGACUUAAGAUCCAAAUAUAAUAAGUUGCAAGAAGAAAAUAUUUCAUUAACUGACUUAACGAAACUAGUUCCACAAGAUAAAACGAUACAAGUAAAAGAAAAAUUAUCAACUCAAAGCACAACUGAAGAAGAAAUCAAUAUUAGCCAUGGCCAAUCUAAUAUGUCAUCUGAAGAAGAAGAAGAAGAAGAAGAAGAAGAAGAAGAAGAAGAAGACGAGGAGGAAGAUUAUGAAUUGGAAACAUCAGAAGGCAAACGUGUUUCCAGAGUAAAUGAAUAUGGUGGACAAAUAAAAGAUAAAGAUGAACAAGAAGAUGAAGAAAUAGAAGAUGAGGAAAUCGAAAAUAUUGACGAUUCAGAAUUAAUAGCUAAACUUGAAGUAAAAUAUGGAAAGUUACCUACCCCACAAGAUAGUGAAGUUGAAGAAGAAGAGGAAGAGGAAGAGGAGGAAGAGGAGGAAGAGGAAGAGGAGGAAGAGGAGGAAGAAGAAGAAGAAUUAGAGGAGGAAGAGGAGAAAGAGAAACAUAGUAAAAUGCCAAAAUGGAAACGUAUUAAAGAGUUAAAGGGCUCACAUGUGGAACCUCAAGCGAGAAGAUCCACUCAACAGAUAGGGAGGGAGUCUAGGCAAGUGGAUAAUAGACAACCUAAAAAUGGAGAAAAAGCUUAUAAUUUUAGUAAAAAUAUAUCAAAUUUAGAUGAUAUAAUCACAUACGAAGAAAAUAAUUCUGUAAAAUCUCAGGCUGUCAGAGAGUUCCACAAUUAGAAUACACAUAUUCUUGCAAAAUAACUUUGUUAAACAUACGUGUUUUUUUUUCGAGCUGAAACUACUGUUUUCUCAACAAAUCGUGUUAUGUUUGUAUUAUAAUGCGAUGUUAUCAGUAAUUUUUAAAUAUUAAAAUAUAAUAUUAUUAUAUAUACAGAAAAAA